UCUGAAAAUUUAUAAAAUUUGCGUUCGACUGUUCACUGUAAUUCUUUAUCAAGCUAUAAUUUGGUUAUUAUCAUUUAAUUUUGCUUCAUAAAAUCCAUCCCGGUGCAACAAAUUUUUGUAUCAUAAAUCUUAUAAUUAUUUGAAGAAUCAUUACCAUGGCGGCAACUCAACAGCAAUCCGACGUAGACGAAUUAUUCGAUGUUAAAAAUUCGUACUACAUAGGAAAUUAUCAGCAAUGCAUUAAUGAAGCCCAACGAGUAAAAAUUACCUCGCCGGAAAUGAAAUUAGAACGAGAUGUGUUUCUCUAUAACGCCUAUAUAGCUCAGAAGAAAUAUCGGAUUGUGAUUGAUGAAAUUUCUGAAAAAUCUGCCGUCGAAUUACGAGCUAUCAAGUCGCUCGCAGAAUUUUUCGCCAAUCCGAAUAAAAGAGAUUCAAUUUUGCAGUCGUAUACUGAGAAAUUCGGAAAGUACGAAAAUGAAAACCAUUACAUCGUAAUUGUUGGAGCAACUAUGUAUUUGAACGACGGACAAGUUGAGAAAGCUUUGCAAGUCUUGUAUCCUGAUGACCAUCUGGAAUCAUUAUCACUUACGUUACAAGCUUAUUUGUCUAUGUCGAGAUUGGAUUUAGCUCGUAAAGCGUUGAAAAAAAUGCAGGACAAAGAUGAAGAUUCUACUUUAACACAAAUGGCGCAAGCAUGGGUCAAUAUUGCUUUGGGUAAAGAAAAAUUGCAAGAUGCCUACUACAUUUUCCAAGAAAUUAUCGAUAAAUACGGUAGCUCAGUUAACUUAUUGAAUAGUCAGUCGGUAUGUUUCAUCGGCCAGGGAAAAUACGAAGAAGCUGAUUCUGCAUUGCAAGAAGCAAUGGAUAAAGACAGUAAUAAUCCGAGUACAUUGGUUAAUUCGAUUGUAUUAUCUAAUCACUUGAAUAAACCUUCGGAACUGGCUAGUAGAUAUUUAACCCAGAUGAAAGAAAGCCAUGGAGAUUCUCGUUUUGUGAAGGAUUACAUCAACAAGGAGAACGAAUUCGACAGGUUAUGCAAAGAAUACGAAAUACCAGCUUAGUUUUCAAAUUCUGAGAUAUUUAAUUUCCGUUUUGUAAUCCACUUUAUUGUUAUUUUUGUAAAUAAAUAAGUUUUAUGAAUUCUU
This is a messenger RNA of Planococcus citri (citrus mealybug), 1145 nucleotides long. RefSeq names its product coatomer subunit epsilon (gene epsilonCOP). The record is from RefSeq and is a predicted model, not a curated record. NCBI's taxonomy places the organism in Eukaryota, Metazoa, Arthropoda, Insecta, Hemiptera, Pseudococcidae. Gene Ontology annotation, molecular function: protein binding; structural molecule activity. The transcript has 6 exons. Gene Ontology annotation, biological process: intra-Golgi vesicle-mediated transport; endoplasmic reticulum to Golgi vesicle-mediated transport; retrograde vesicle-mediated transport, Golgi to endoplasmic reticulum. Gene Ontology annotation, cellular component: COPI vesicle coat. Bases 156 to 1061 code for a protein of 301 amino acids.